AACCGCUAACGCUAGUUAAAACCCAAUGCUGAAUUUAGCGGCGCCUUUACUCCCGGUAUUACGGUUACAACACAUCGACGUGCGCCGCGGUCGCAAAAGAACAUGGUAAGAACCGUGCUGUGUUUUGAUGGAGAACAGAGUGGAUCGUUUCACUCGAGCUGUGGACAGACGUCUGAACAUCGGGGCCAGCGUUGUUACAUACAGUUAUGCAGUCGCGUCAGCGGACAGCCUAGCACUCGGUAGCGGUAGCAUUGUGCUAGUGAUGUAAGAAGCGUUAGCUGGACGCUUGGACAGAAACAGCCAGUCGUGACAGAGGCAGCGGUCUGCUCCGCCGGUGUUUGGACCUGCUUUGUGUGCAGCAGUCGGCCAGUGCGCAGCUCAUCUGGAAUGCAUCUCUCCAAGAAAUGUUCCGUCUUCAAAGUGGUGCUGAGUGCUCUGCUGAUAGUGGCGCUGCUGCAGCUCAUAUACCUGUCCUUCCUGUCCAAGUUCCACGGUAAGCAGCAGCGGUACCGCUACUCGGAGCUCUUCGGAGGGUCUGCGUCCAAGAAGAAUGCGCCUCCCGAGAAAAACUCCCGGAAGGAGCGCCUGAGAUACUCUCUGUCCACGGGCGGGAUCUUCGAUAACAGUGGUCAGUACCGGAUCUACAAGAAUCUGAUCAAAAGCGACUUCACUACAAACCAGAGACCUGGAUCCGACCCCAGCUCCAACGUGGUGGCUUUAGCCACACACACGACGAUCAACAACCUGCAUCACCUGGAGUCUCUCCUGGAGAGAUGGCAGAACCCGCUCUCUGUGGCCAUAUUCGCACACGGGCAGGACGUCAAAUUUGCCACCGCUCUGGUCUAUGCACUCAGCUUCUUCUGCCCUCAGGUCCAAGCCCUGGUGGACUUCCACCUGGUCUGCCUCUCGGGAGAGAUGGCCAGUUUCCCUGAGCAGGACCGUGAGCACUUCUUGGGGCUUGAAGACUGUGCCUCUGUGUUCACCAGGCUGGAAACCCACAGGGAUAAGUACAAGAACUAUGACAUCAGCGGCAACAUCUCCUACCCCAACAACCUGCUUCGUAACGUGGCCCGAGGCGGCACCGAGUCCGCCUACAUCCUGGUCAUCGACAUCGACAUGAUGCCGAGUGCCGAGCUGCACCAGCAGUUCUGGGCCAUGAUCGGGAAGCGCCAGCAGGCCAGCGACGAGGUGUUUGUGUUGCCCGCCUUUGAGAUCCGCCACGCCAGGAAGACGCCUGCCACCAAGGCCGAGCUGGUUCAGCUCUACCAGGUGGGGGAGGUCCGGCCAUUUUACGAAGAGCUGUGUCCCCGCUGCCAGGCCCCCACAAACUACUCGCAGUGGGUCAACAGCCACGUCAGGGAGACGGGGACCCUGGAGGUCACCUACACGCUCACCUGGGUGGACCCCUGGGAGCCUUUUUACAUCGGGCCCCGCACAGUGCCCCUGUAUGACGAGAACUUCAAGCAGUACGGCUUCAAUCGCAUCAGCCAGGCCUGCGAGCUCCAUGUGGCCGGAUACAAGUUCUCUGUGCUGAGCUCAGCCUUUGUGGUGCACCGUGGCUUCAAAAUCCAGGGGGAGUUCCACGCCCGGAAGGACGAGGAGAACAAACGCAACCGGGUUCUGUUUCGCAACUUCAAAGAGGGGCUGAAAACCAAAUACCCGUCCUCCACGCGCCGAUGCUGAAUGAGCAGCAGGAGUCGGCAUCCUGCCUGUAUCACUCCUACAGUACAUGAAGUCAGUGUGCUCUGGAAAUGACUUGUUUUGCUUGUUUUAACGAGGUUGCGCUUUAGCCUACAGUCAGCCUCUCCCGGUCCAAAACGUCCUUUUGAUUUCUUGUGACGGUGACACCGUAGGAGUUUUAGAGAACCCAACUCUUUCAGAUCUCUCUCUAAAGGUGAGAAGCAGGGAAACAAAGGUCUCAGGAGGAUUUCAGCCUCCUGCAUGUGGGCACCGAAAACAAGAAACCAUCAUUCAGUGGAGAGCGACUGCAACUCUUGUGAUCUUUUUAAUCAAACGCUAAUUUAAAUCUAGAUGACGAGUGGACUCACGUGUUCUAUAAUAAUAGGUUUUAUGCUCAUCCAGAUACAAAAAUAAAUGCAAAAUGCGACAGGACAAAAACUCGCAACACAUGCAAAGAAACCAAGAAUAAACUGGAAACUCUAAACUGUAUGUGACAUCAAACCUGGGACUGUGUAAUACAUAAAUUAUCACGGAGCAUUUCAUGGUAGCUGAACUGUCGUCACAUCUGUUUAAUAUUACAUGUGGUUCAUAUUAAGAGAAGGAGGACGCAACUUCACAAACCUUUGCC
Molecule: messenger RNA, 2308 nt
Organism: Betta splendens (Siamese fighting fish)
Lineage: Eukaryota; Metazoa; Chordata; Actinopteri; Anabantiformes; Osphronemidae
Gene: b4gat1
Product: beta-1,4-glucuronyltransferase 1
Exons: 2
Coding region: 388-1683 (431 amino acids)
Molecular function (GO): glucuronosyltransferase activity
Source: RefSeq, a predicted model, not a curated record